Messenger RNA from Corvus hawaiiensis (hawaiian crow), 2410 nucleotides. It is a transcript of the gene PMEL, whose product is annotated as premelanosome protein. Gene Ontology annotation, biological process: melanosome organization. Gene Ontology annotation, cellular component: melanosome. NCBI's taxonomy places the organism in Eukaryota, Metazoa, Chordata, Aves, Passeriformes, Corvidae. The record is from RefSeq and is a predicted model, not a curated record.
ACCCCGGCGGUGCCCGAGCGUGGGGGGAGACGGCGCGGGGACCAUGAGGGGGUUCGGGGCCAUCGCGGUUUUGGGGACACUCCUGGUCCUGGCUGCGGCUCAACGGCGAGCCGCUGGCCGGAGCCGUGGCCGGAGCCGGGCGUGGAGCGGGCGGCCGGCGCAGUUCCGCGCGUGGGACACGGGGCUCUACCGGCCCUGGCAGGAGGCGACCAGCGACUGCUGGCGAGGUGGGGAUGUCACCUUCGACAUCAGCAACGACGCUCCCACCAUGGCGGGCGCCCAGGCCACGUUCUCCAUCGCCCUGCGCUUCCCGGGCAACCAGACGGUGCUGCCCGAUGGCCGCGUGGUCUGGAGCCAGAACUGCACCGUCAAUGGCACCCGUGUGACACAAGGGGAGCCGGUGUUCCCGGAGCAGCCGGAUGCCACCGGAGCCUUUCCCGACGGGCAGCCGCUGCCCAGGGACAAGCGCGGGAAGUUCGUCUAUGUCUGGUGGACGUGGGGGCGGUACUGGCAGGUGGUGGACGGGGCAGCGUCGCAGCUCACGGUGGGCACGGCCGGGGUGCCCCUCGGCUCCUACACCAUGGAGGUGGCCGUGUACCACUACCGGGGCCGCCAGAAGUUCAUCCCCAUCGGCCACGCCAGCACCCAGUUCAGCAUCACCGACCAGGUGCCGUUCGCCGUGGACGUGUCGCAGCUGCAGGACGCGGUGACCGGCGACGGCCGCUUCGUGCGGAACCGCGCCGUGGCCUUCAGGGUGCGGCUGCACGACCCGAGCCGCUACCUGCGCGACGCCGACGUGUCCUACUCGUGGGACUUUGGCGACCAGAGCGGCACCCUCAUCACGCGCAGCGCCACCGUCACCCACACCUACCUGGACACCGGCUCCUUCUCGGCGCGCCUGGUGCUCCAGGCCUCCAUCCCCCUCAGCCCCUGCGGCCCCAGCACGGCCCCGUCACCCUCCGGGGGUCCCACGGCCACCCAGCCCGCGGCCACCACCGCCGCCGGGGCGCAGAGCACGGUGGUGGUGACCAGCACGGCCCCCGAAGAGCCCGCGGAGCCCACGGGGGGGUCGGCGGCGGAGCCCUCGGCCGCCGCUGUCACCGAUCCCGCUGUCCCCGAUCCCGCUGUCCCCGAUCCCGCUGUCACCGCCGCCACCGAUCCCUCUGUCCCCGCUGUCACCGAGCUCUCGGUCGCCUCCGCCACCGACCCCGCCCUCGCUGCCAGCACCGCGGCGAGUGGCACCGGCGCCGCUGUCGCCUCCUCCGUGUCGCCCGCUGUCGCCACCGCAGCCGGGGGGGACACCUCGGUCACCGCGGAGGGGUCAGCGGCUGCAGAUGCGGCGACAGACGGAGGGACGGGUGAUGCCACAGCUGAAGCGGCCACAGCUGGACCUGCCACUGAUGCCACAGCUGGAGCGGCCACAGCUGGACCUGCCACUGAUGCCACAGCUGCAGCCGUGCUUGGCAUCACGGUGGGUGCCACCAUAGAAGCCACGGUGGGUGCCACCAUAGAAGCCACCGCGGGAGCCACCGCGGGAGCCACGGCUGUGUCCCUGGCCGCUGCCACAGCUGGAAACACCCCCGGCGCCACAGCUGCAUCAGCCACAGCUGCAUCAGCCACAGCUGGAACCACGGCCCAGCCCCUGGCACUGGUCAAGCGCCAAGCCCCGGCCGAGAACUUCCCCGGCUGCGUCCUGUACCGCUACGGCACCUUCGCCACCCAGCUGGACAUCGUCCAGGGCAUCGAGAGCGUGGCCAUCGUGCAGGUGGCGCCGCAGGCCAGCGGCAGCAGCGUGGAGCUGACGGUGACGUGCGAGGGCAGCCUGCCCGAGGAGGUGUGCACGGUGGUGGCGGACGCCGAGUGUCGCACGGUGGAGGCGGAGCUGUGCUCGCCGGUGUCGCCGGCGCCCGGCUGCGAGCUCGUGCUGCGCCAGGACUUCAACCGCUCCGGCCUCUUCUGCCUCAACGUGUCCCUGGCCAACGGCAACGGGCUGGCCGUGGCCACCACCCGCGUGGCCGUGGGAGGAGCCGCUCCGGCCACCAGCUGGACCACGCUGUUCGUGGGGCUCGUGCUGGUGGCGGCCGCCCUGGGCAUGGCCGCGUGCACCUACAGGCGAGUGAAGUACUCGGCGCUGUCCCCCCGCGCCCCCCGGGCCCGGCCCUGGCUGUCCCCAAAUGUCGCCGUGCGGCGGCUCCUGCAGCGGGCCCUGGGGGGGGCCCCGAGCGCCGAGAGCCGCCCCCUCCUCCGCGGCCACUCCGUGUAGGGACCCCCGCCCCAAAAACAGCCCCCGACCCCCCCCCCCCCCCCCCCGGCCUGGCCCGAGCCCUCAGGACCCCCCCCCGGGAUGGGGGGAGGGGACACGCGGGGGGGCCUCGGGGUCACCGAGGUGAAUUAAAGGCUCAGAAACGGC